Spinacia oleracea (spinach) is the source of this 7592-nucleotide messenger RNA. RefSeq names its product RNA-dependent RNA polymerase 1. Gene Ontology annotation, cellular component: nuclear RNA-directed RNA polymerase complex. Gene Ontology annotation, molecular function: RNA-directed RNA polymerase activity. The record is from RefSeq and is a predicted model, not a curated record. Gene Ontology annotation, biological process: siRNA processing. Bases 3913 to 7290 code for a protein of 1125 amino acids. NCBI's taxonomy places the organism in Eukaryota, Viridiplantae, Streptophyta, Magnoliopsida, Caryophyllales, Amaranthaceae. The transcript has 5 exons.
UCCUUAGUUUCGUGUUUAUUUCGUUUUAAUGGGGGUUUAAUGCUAGAACAUUAAGGUUUAAAUUUGUAUUUUUCUAUUUCUUUUUACUAUUUACCACAGUUCUAAUGGGUUAAUUUGUAUCUUGAUUCUUUGAUAUGAUGUAGAAAGGUUAUGAAUGUUAAGAUUGAUGUUCAAUAAUUAUUGAUCGUAUUUUUUUCCAUGAAAGUUGUAGAGUCGUCUUUUUUGUAAUGGUAAAAUUGAAAACCUACUGGAUGAUCUAUAGUUGGAUUUUGUUGCUUUGUAUUCUACAUUAAUUAGGUUAAUGAGAGAGUUAUAAUUCUUCUAAAUGUGGUUGUAGACCUGUCAAAAUUGACCCGACUCGGGAACCCUACCUGAAAGUUUAGGGUCUUGAUCACAAUUUUGCAACUUGCAACCCAGAAUUACCCAGAUUUAUUAACUAAAUAUUGGUCUGACCCUAAAGUACAUGAACUGAACUCGAAUUUACCCGACCCCAAAUAAACUUAUUCAGCCGCAUGGAUACCGGACAGGUCAAAAAGUGGGGUUAAACUAAAUUAAACUUUACCAACUAAACUAAAUUGCACUGAGAAUUAUUACUGGGGAGUAUUGGUGUACUGGUGUACACAUCUUACUGUCAUUCAUAAAAUUGGAUAAGGGUUAUCUAAUAUUUUCCUUUUUUUCUUGAUAAGCUAUGUUUUCAUUUAGGCUAUUUUUAUUUCAUAUUGGUUUCUAGUUAUGGAAAUUGGAAACUGAUAAGUAUAGGCUUUAUUGGUUAGUUAUAGUUAUAGAAGCUGGUAGCAUUACGGUUUUCUGGUGGUAGACACUGCAUAAAUUUUUUAGGUUGCUCAAGAGUUUCUCAUUGCAGAUUGUUUUGACAGACUUUUUGUCCUACUGCAACGUGUUUCAGAUAAUUUAUCAUUCCUGUAUCAGUGUAUCUAGGGGUAGAGUGCAGAUAGCAGUUUCGUCCAUGCUAAUACUUCGUUCCCUUUAAGGCUCCCUGCCAAAGUUGUACAUGACUACAUGUAGUUACUGUAUUUGCUCGAUUUCUUAUGCAGUCACUCGAUGUUCUCAUACUAUGAUAGUAAGAUUUUGAUAAGGAUAUCUCUGCUUUUAAUACGAAGUACUCCAUAUAGCUUAGUAUUCCUACCGGCCCCUUUAGCUAGACUGAACUCUUCGUUCUUCUAGUCAUGGCUAGGAAAGAGUAGCAUAUUGGAAUUUCAGGUUAUACUGGGUUAAGCUUUGAUAACUAGAGGGGAAAGCUUAAACCAUGAUAUUUCAGAGUCGCUCAAUUUUGUUUCAGGCGAUAGGUUUGGUAUGCAGAAAUAUUUUAUGUGGUUAUGGCCUUUGAUGAGGACUAAUUUUUUUUGGUUGGCAAUGCAUUUGAUAUUUUCUCGAUGUAUUCAACUAUUCAAGCUAUGGUCGCAUAUCAUUUAAUAACCCUUUGGCAGCCUUUGUAGUAUGCUUGGAGGUCACUGGUCAGGGGAUACCACAGAGGCAGUGUUGUCCCAGCAUCUUCACUCUUGUAGUUGAUAAUCCCCAUUCUCUACUCUUUUACUUCAUACGUGAGAGGAAAGUAGGAAACACACGGAGUAUCAACUGAAGCUUUGGCCUAUUGGUGAUUUUGUAGGUUAAAGAGUUCCCCUCGUGUUCUAUUUCAAUCUUCUUGGAUUACUUUCUUGAGUUCCUCUGUUUGGCAGACACUUGAUUAAGCUUAUAGUCGAACAAUUACAGCAGUACAAAGAGCAUAUAUUUGGUGACUGUUUGGACUUUUAUGCCAACCCUAUAUUUUUCUUUUCUGAAUGUCUCUCGUAUACUUUCCAGCCAUUUUUUUGAGCCGAGACCUUGAUAUUAAGUUUUUAGAAAGUUAGAAUGCCUUUUGCUCUCUAUUCAUUUCUUGGCAGUUAGCUUUAGCAAAUAAACUGAAAUUUUAGUACACUUCUUGUAGGGAGAACUGAGAAGUGAGUCAAAGCUGUAGUCGAAUGGGUAUAACUCGCCUAGUGGAUGAACCUUGAAGGAGUUCUAGAUUUUACUGGCGGGGAUGCUUGAAAGUGUUCUAAACUUCUAAUGUUCAAAAUCUGGAAGCUAGUCAUAGUCUAAACAAGGCAGGUCAAAGCUUGUAUCUUAUCAGUUCAAAUCAUGCUUAUGAGGUUUCUAAGGAGGUCAAAACUUUAGUUGCUCAUUUGAAGUGCUUUUCCCAAACUUUUUGGCUCUAUUUUUUUUGUUUUUCAGAAAAGUUACUUGAUUGCUAUAUUAAAAAUCUGGGGUUGCAACAGAAAAAACAUUAGCGUGUAAAACUAAGCAAAAUAGUAUGUAAACCUAAACUUGACCGGAAAUGUUAAAUUCGGGAACCUGUAUAGUACUUGGUGAUUUAUGAUUUACCCCAAUAUCUCAUAUACAGCUUUUACUUUCUCUUUUGAUGGAGGGUAAGGGGCAGCAAGGAAACUAGAAAAGGAUGCAGGUUGGGUCUUUUGAGUAAAGGGGGGAGAAAAGGUAGUGAUUGUUGUAAAGGGGGGAGAAAAGAUAGUGAUUGUUUUUUGUAAUUUUACUAUAUUUUAUUUUGACAUCAUAUCACUUUGUAAAUAACAAUGUGUCACAAAUUUUAUUUUACCAGUGUGGCAAAUCUCCAUCUGUUUAUAAAUAGGUAUGAUAUUUUCAAAAUAAUUUCAAUGUUCUGACUUCCAAGUAAUUCAGAUGUUAUUUGUUUAAAACAGUCCAUUUGUUUCAUUAAGAUUAUAUGAUUCCGAGCAGGGGCUCAUUCGUUUGUUUGUUUGUUUGUUUGUUUAUUUGUUUGUUUUGUGGUUGCGUAAAGGUCUGCCUGGUGGAAGUGUUUUCUUUCCUACAGAGAAAAGUCUUCCUCUUUUCCGGACACAGUUAUAUUCCUCUCUGAUAGUAAACGUCUUUCCCCUUAGUUCUGUUACUUAAUCAAGCAAAUAACUCAAAAAGGAAGAGUUUUCUUUGUAUCUAAAGAGGUCCAAUAAAUUUUUAUUUAUUUUUUUGGUGGGAAAAAAGAGGUAAAAAUUUGGUAGUACUUAUGUUUCAAAAUGAUCUUUACACUUUCCGUUUUAGUUUGUUUCAUGAUGUUAUUUACACUUUACUUUAUUCUAUUUUUUGACACGAAAAUUUACUGUAUUACCCCUCUUACCUCACAACAUUUACAACUUUCCACUCACUCUCUCUUACUUUAUUCAUUUUUUUCUUACACCCACCCACCUUUUUACCCAUCUACCGUACUUUAUCCAUAUUUUAUUAUAUCCACAACCUUUUUACACACUUUUCCUACUUUGUCUUAAUAUUUGUGCAAAUAGUAACCAUAAAGAUCAUUUUGAAACGGAGGUAGUACUUUUUAAUGCAGAGAUCGUAAGUGUUUUAGAUACCAUGACAAUGGUAAACUUGGGAGUAGGAAUUUUCUUCCACUUUCAUCUACUGUACGUGAGGAUGAAACAUUUUUCAUUAGUCACUUGGCUCUCCUUUUCAAAUAUUAAUCAAAUAAAGAAAUUCUUUAAGAUAAUACAGUAAAGAAUGUAUUUUGCUAGUGUCACUAUCUUGUUUAGUGAUGGAAUCAUGACCAUGAUAACGGAAGCCCUAUACUAGUUUAAGCGGCGUGUUCGCUUUUGGAAUUUUAUUUCUCAAUCAUCAUGUAAGAGUGGAGGUAAUGCAAGACAUGUAACUGCCUUUUUGAAGGUCUUUACUCUUAAUACUGUCAGUGAUCCUCCUUUUGUCCUCGGUUAUGUUAACUUGUUGUCGGAGUUCAAUUUACUGAUAAUCUCGUUAAUUAUUCUAGCCGACUGCCCUGUGCUGAUGCAAACUACUUUGUUGAGUCAAUAAUUUUGACUCAGAAUGUAGAUGUAGCAGUCAAAUGUAUGAUACACUGAGAACUUUGUUGUUUUGUAACAUUGCUUGGUUCACAUCAACUUCAUGGGUAAGACACUUCAGUUAUCUGGUUUUCCUUCCACUGUGACUGUUGACAAUGUCAAACCUUAUUUGGAGGAUAAAACUGGUGAAGAAACUAUUUAUGCUCUGAAAAUAAGGCCGUUCAAAUCUGGUGGGUCAAGAUGUUAUGCUGUUGUGCAAUUCACCUCUGUUAGAAUGGCUGAUCUUAUUCUGAGUCUCUCCCAACCUCCAAAGAAACUUUGGUAUGGCUCCAACUUCUUAAAGGUGCGAGCGAUGGAAAAUGAUAUUGUGCCCAAGCCAAGAACUAACCAGCAUAAAAUGGACAACAUAACACUUCAUGUUGGAUGUCAGACUUCAAAUGACAAGUUUCUAGCAUUUUGGAGACAACGGGAUGUUUCUCUAUCAUUUGGCUCCGGACUGAGAAAAUUAUACAUCUCGUUGAAUUACUUGUCUAAGGAAUAUAAACUUGAGCUUUCUUAUGAGAGUAUUUGGCAGAUUGAGCUACGACGUCCACGGGGUUAUUAUUUGAAGUAUCUUCUAAUUCAGCUGCUUGCGGCUCCUCGGAUCUCUGAGAAGGAUGCACGAUCUUCCACGCAGCGCUUUGAUUUUUUCAUGCACGAGCAAGAUGACCAAUGGUAUAGGACGACAGAUUUUACCUACUCAAGCUGUAUAGGACAGUCAUCAGUUCUGUGUUUGGAGCUUCCAUUUAACUGCCAACUUCCAGACUUCAGAACUAACUUUGCAUAUUUUAAGGAAGAUGAUGGCCAAUUUACUUUAGAAAGUGGCAGUACCUUCUCCCACAACACGGAACUUGUUCCAGUUGUGGUUUCUCCAAGAGGAGUUGAUUUACCUUUUAAUAUCUUGUUUAAAGUAAACUAUUUGGUUCAAUUUGGAUGUCUUUCUGGCCCAAACCUUGACCACAGUUUCUAUCAGAUGGUUGAUCCGAAUAGAAUUGAAAUGGCUUGUAUUGAAUGUGCACUUGAAAAACUCUAUUAUCUGAAGGAGUGCUGCUACAAUCCAGUUGAUUGGCUAAGACAGCAGUACACAAAAUACCUCACAUCUAAGAGAAGUCCUGAGAAGCCAACCAUUUCAUUGGAUGCGGGAUUGGUUUAUGUACGCAGAGUUCAAGUAACUCCAUGUAGAGUGUACUUUUGUGGCCCAGAGGUGAAUAUAUCCAACAGGGUGCUGCGAAAUUAUCCUGAUGACAUUGAUAACUUCCUCCGCAUUUCCUUUGUUGAUGAGAAUCUGGAAAAAUUGUACUCAACAGAUUUAUCUCCACGUUCCUCUGAACCUGGAAAGCGGACUGAGAUUGAUAGAAGGAUUCGUACCGUUCUCAGGAGCGGAAUACGUAUUGGUGAUAAAAAGUUUGAGUUUCUGGCCUUUUCAUCAAGUCAGUUGAGGGAAAACUCUGCAUGGAUGUUUGCUUCAAGGCCUGGACUGUCAGCCACUGACAUCAGAGAUUGGAUGGGUGACUUCAGAGAAAUAAGGAAUGUUGCAAAAUAUGCUGCCCGACUUGGUCAAUCUUUUGGUUCAUCCACAGAAACUCUGACUGUUCCUGUAGAGGAAAUCGAGAAGAUACCUGAUGUAAAGGUAAUUGCUGGGAGAAAUACAUACAUUUUCUCGGAUGGAAUUGGGAAGAUAUCAGCUGAUUUUGCUCGCAAAGUGGCGAAAAAAUGUGGUUUCAGCUUCACUCCAUCUGCCUUCCAGAUUAGAUAUGGUGGAUAUAAGGGUGUUGUUGCUGUUGAUCCCCGGUCAUCUAAGAAGUUAUCAUUGCGGGGUAGCAUGUGCAAGUAUAAAUCAGAUAAUAAUAAACUUGAUGUGUUAGCACAUAGUAAAUAUCAACCGUGUUAUAUGAAUCGUCAGUUGAUUACUCUUUUGUCCACUCUUGGAGUGCAAGAUCAUGUAUUUGAGAAGAAGCAAAGAGAAGCAUUGAAUCAACUGGACGCUAUCCUAAAACAUCCGCUGAAGGCACAAGAGGCGCUGGAGCUUAUGUGUCCAGGGGAGGUUACAAACAUUCUCAAAGAAAUGCUCAAAUGUGGCUACAAGCCUGAUGCUGAACCAUUCCUCUCAAUGAUGUUGCAAACUUUUCGGGCUGCUAAGUUGCAGGAAUUGCGGACAAAAUCAAGGAUAUUUGUCCCACGUGGUAGAGCAAUGAUGGGAUGUCUUGAUGAAACUCAAACCUUGGAAUAUGGUCAGGUGUUUGUGCAAGUUUCAGGCGCAAGGUUUAGGGAUGUUGGUAAUGAACUCCUCACUUGCACUGGCUAUGACUCUGAACCGUAUAAUUACGUUGUGAAGGGGAAAGUAGUUGUUGCUAAGAACCCUUGCUUACAUCCUGGUGAUGUCCGUGUCCUGAUGGCAGUUGAUGUGCCUGCUUUGAGUCACAUGGUUGACUGUGUCGUGUUUCCCCAGAAAGGAAAGAGGCCUCAUCCAAAUGAAUGCUCUGGAAGUGAUUUGGAUGGUGAUAUAUACUUUGUUUGUUGGGACACUGAGCUCAUACCACCUCACCAACAGGAACCUAUGGAUUACACUGCAGCUGAAAGUACAAAACUGGAUCAUGAUGUUACCAUGGAGGAAGUGAUGGAUUAUUUCACCGACUAUAUAAUCAACGACAGUUUAGGCAUCAUUGCCAAUGCACACACGGCCUUUGCUGAUAGGGAGCAUUUGAAGGCAAUGAGCAGCCCUUGCAUACAACUGGCUGAACUUUUCUCUAUUGCUGUUGACUUCCCGAAAACUGGGAUUCCAGCAGUUACACCAGCUGCCCUCAGGGUAAAAGAGUAUCCUGAUUUCAUGGAUAAACCUGACAAACCAACUUAUGAAUCACACAAUGUUAUUGGCAAACUGUUUAGGGAAGUGAAGGAAAGAUCCCCAAGUUCAGCCUCCAUUAGAUCAUUCACCCGAGAAAUUGCUGGGUGUUCUUAUGAUCCCGACAUGGAAUAUGAUGGAUUUGAGGAUCAUCUUGAUGAUGCUGAGUAUUAUAAGAGUCAAUAUGAUUAUAAGCUUGGUAAUUUGAUGGAUUACUAUGGAAUUACCACAGAGGCAGAAAUUCUAAGUGGGAAUAUCAUGAGAAUGUCAAAGUCAUUUGAUAGAAGGAAGGAUGCUGAAGCUAUCACUAUGGCUGUCAGGUCCCUGAGGAAGGAAGCACGGGCAUGGUUCAAUACAGAUCCUGACUCAGGAGGUGACAUGUAUGCAAAAGCAUCAGCUUGGUAUUUUGUGACAUAUCAUCCUAGUUAUUUUGGCAAGUAUAAUGAAGGGCUGAAGCGAGAUCAUUUCCUUAGCUUUCCGUGGUGUGUAUACGACAGGUUGAUCACCAUUAAGAAGACCAAGAGAAGGUCGUCUACGAAUGUUUCAGCGUUGGAAAGACUGGAGUAUCAAAUGAGACAUGGAUUCAGUCUCAAAGGUUGAAGAUUGUAUAUAAUGUUUGUUGCUGAGUUGCUGCAUGUAAAUUUACUUGGUUUCUCUGGUUAUGUUUAGUUUUACCGUGUUGCGUUAUUGGAAAAUCAUAUUAUUGCAAUUCUUGAUAUUCAGUGAUCAAUAUUAGUGGAAGUGAACUAGUUGAGCAAAGGUUUGUUUCUGAUGGCAACUAUGAAUUGUAGUGAAAGUUGACGUGACCUGAUAGCUUAUCUCCAGUAAGUGGAUUCUGGUUGAGAUUUGAUUACUCUUUCAAGUAACAAAUAUAGUAAUACAAUUAUUCAGUUUUAAUACCA